This is a messenger RNA of Rhododendron vialii, 906 nucleotides long. RefSeq names its product probable 2' cyclic ADP-D-ribose synthase BdTIR. The transcript has 7 exons. Lineage: Eukaryota; Viridiplantae; Streptophyta; Magnoliopsida; Ericales; Ericaceae. The record is from RefSeq and is a predicted model, not a curated record. Gene Ontology annotation, biological process: signal transduction. The coding region runs from base 1 to 906 and encodes 301 amino acids.
AUGAGUUUGUGGGGACAGAUUUUCCGGCGAGGGAAAAUGACCCAAUCCAACUGCCAUGUGUUUAUCAACUAUAGGCGGGUCGAUACGAAUAAAAACGUUGCAGGGCUUUUAUACGAUCACUUCUCUAGGCUGAAUUUGAGACCGUUCUUGGACAGCAAGUCAAUGAAGCCGGGGGACAAGUUAUUCGAGAAAAUAAACGCGGCGAUACGUGAUUGUAAGGUAGGGAUCGCCGUGUUUUCGCCGAAUUACUGCAACUCCUAUUUUUGCCUCCAUGAGUUGUGCAUGAUCAUAGAGUGCAAGAAGAGGGUUGUUCCUAUCUUUGUUGACGUGAAACCCUCAGAGCUUAGGGUUUUGGAUAAUAGAAGCUGUCCAGCAAAAGAAUUAUUUAGGUUUAGAGAGGCUAUUGAAGAGGUCAAGAACACUGUUGGUUUGACAUUCGACUCAACAAAUGGGGAUUGGUCGGAACUGAUUAAGAAAGCUUCGGAUGCCGUUAUGAAAAACUUGCUGGAGGUUGAAGGAGAGACACUAGGCUGGAAGCAAGUCAGAGGUUACGCUGUUUCAGCUGAUCCUAGUGUUGCUGCUAAAUAUUUGAGGCUGUUGUGGCAACUAUAUAUAAUUGCAUAUACUUUUGGGAAGAUUCAUGUGUGUAUGGAGAUACAUGAAUGCAUUAAAUAUGAGGAGUUUAAGAUGUAUGUGUAUGUCCUAUAUAAAGGGGCAUUGAUCAACGGAGAUGUUAUUUUAUAUAAGUCCAAUAUAUUCCGCUGUAAUGGAGCUCUGUACGGCGUAGAGUCGUACAUCUCCGAAAUAGCUAUUAUAAUCCUAGAAGUGAUCCUAGAAGUGGUGAUUGAUCAUCUUUUGAUGACAAUGGAGACGUAUUGUAGGAGGAUGGAAACAAUUGGUGCUUAG